UUAACGAAUAUUAAACAACAAAUUACAAUAAUCGGUAAAAAUAUCAUUGAACAUUUUUUGAAAAUGAAACUCACAUUAGCUCUUCUAUUUAUAUGUGCUUUCGGUUUCACUCAGGCUCAACUUAAUUUGGGUUUAAAUUUAGGACCUAAAGCUGGGUUUGCUGGUUUAUCACCCGGGCAAUUCUUUCAAAAUAUUGUAUUGCAGUCUGAGGCUGAAAAGCUAUUAGUUAAUCCCGAUUUACCAGAUGAUUUGAGACAACGUGUUUUAGAUUCAAUGGCCAAUGCUGAACAAGGUUUUAAUAAUUGCUCGACUGCAGUCACACUACCAUGGAUGCAAAUACGCUGUUCAGCUCUGCAGUUGCAACGAUCCAAAAAUGAAUUAAAGGCUAUUGAAAAUGAGGCAACAGCUAGAGCCCAGGCUGUCGCAAAUGCAGCACCUGGUGAUGCAGUAAAUCAAUAAUUUACAAUUUUUUUUCACCGCACUUUAUUUGCAAUGAACUUUGAACACGCCAUUUUUUAAUCAAUAUUAUUUUUUAAUCUUAAAAUUUGUUAAAUAAAAUGUACAAACAUUAAUACAUAUGUA
Calliphora vicina (urban bluebottle blowfly) is the source of this 582-nucleotide messenger RNA. RefSeq lists its product as uncharacterized. The transcript has 2 exons. NCBI's taxonomy places the organism in Eukaryota, Metazoa, Arthropoda, Insecta, Diptera, Calliphoridae. The record is from RefSeq and is a predicted model, not a curated record. The coding region runs from base 64 to 459 and encodes 131 amino acids.